Polyodon spathula (Mississippi paddlefish) is the source of this 2665-nucleotide messenger RNA. RefSeq names its product sulfotransferase 4A1-like. NCBI's taxonomy places the organism in Eukaryota, Metazoa, Chordata, Actinopteri, Acipenseriformes, Polyodontidae. The record is from RefSeq and is a predicted model, not a curated record. Bases 210 to 1064 code for a protein of 284 amino acids. Gene Ontology annotation, cellular component: cytoplasm. Gene Ontology annotation, molecular function: sulfotransferase activity. The transcript is spliced from 7 exons. Gene Ontology annotation, biological process: sulfation.
UGAACCAAGGAGGCAGCAGAAGCAGCACACCGAGCAUCGAUGCGCGAAUCCCAUUACAUCAUUUUGUCUGGAUCUGAUUUGCUGAAGGUCAGAGCUUUCAAUACAGCACGGUUUUCCAUCAAUCCAGUUUAUUUCGUAAUUUUCUCUCGUUUAACAGAUCCCUAGCAGCGCUUCUCAAACCCUUGAAGCUAAUAAUACAAAGCAUCAGGAUGGCUGAGAGCGACGCAGGAACCCCGAGCACCCCUGCAGAGUUUGAGAGCAAAUACUUUGAAUACAAUGGAGUGAGGCUCCCUCCCUUUUGCAGGGGAAAGAUGGAGGAGAUUGCUAACUUCUCUUUAAGGAGUAGUGACAUAUGGAUUGUCACGUACCCCAAAUCAGGUACAAGUCUGCUCCAGGAGGUGGUGUAUCUGGUGAGUCAGGGCGUGGACCCAGAUGAGAUUGGACUGAUGAACAUCGAUGAGCAGCUUCCUGUUCUGGAGUACCCUCAGCCUGGACUUGACAUCAUCCAGGAGCUGACAUCCCCUCGUCUAAUUAAAAGUCAUCUGCCAUAUCGGUUCCUCCCCACAGCCUUGCACAAUGGAGAGUCUAAGAUGAUAUACAUGGCGAGGAAUCCCAAAGAUCUUGUGGUAUCUUACUACCAAUUUCAUCGUUCCUUGCGGACCAUGAGUUACAGAGGAACAUUUCAGGAGUUCUGCCGGAGGUUUAUGAAUGACAAAUUGGGCUAUGGGUCCUGGUUCGAGCAUGUCCAGGAAUUCUGGGAGCACCGCAUGGAUUCCAACCUCCUUUUCUUGAAAUAUGAAGAUAUGUACAAGGACCUUGCGACUCUGGUAGAGCAGCUGGCGAGGUUCCUGGGAGUUUCCUGUGACAAGGCCCAGCUCGAGACGAUGGUAGAGAACUGCCACCAGCUUAUUGAACAAUGCAGCAAUUCUGAGGCUCUCUCCAUCUGUAGGGGACGAGUUGGCCUUUGGAAAGAUGUCUUCACUGUAUCGAUGAAUGAGAAGUUCGACACAGUUUACAAACAGAAGAUGGGGAAGUCAGACCUCAACUUUGAAUUCAGCUUAUAAAGAGGCCACUCUGCAUGUACUUUCUGCUCUCUCAAUCCCACAUGUAAAGCUUUCAAACUGCUCUACAAAGCUGCUGGAUCAACUAGCUAUUCCAUUAAUAAUAUAACAGCACUCAGAUUUAAAUAGAAACUUCUGCAUCUUCACUUGCUGUUUUAUCUUUCUGUAUAACCCUUCAACUUUCUAUUAUAUACAUAUAUGAUAAACCAUAAUCACAAAGCCUUGUGUAAACCAAUGACACUGCCCUGAAUAAAAUUCCCUCAAGGUAACUUAUGUGGUGUACUUGGUAUCCACCUGUAAAAGGUAAACCAGAACCAAAAAAAGACAUUAUUAUCUUAGUCGUGUCAGAAGAAUCUCAGGGUUCAGCUGUUGCAGUAAAAGUCAGACCACCCAGGUUCAAAUCAUGUGACAAUCACAAUCAACAGUACAAUGAGAACCUGUACCAAUGUCUGUUUCAUCUUAAAAAGAGUGAUAACCUAGGCUUUUAAAAUGCAUUUUCUUACAUCUUAUCAAAACUGGCAACUCUAUAUCCCAGUAACCCUUUUUGUUGUGUCAUUGGCCUUUUAUAAGUUUUUCUUUUAACUUUUAUUUUGGAUGAUCAAUGCCGCAGUAUAGAUUUAGAAAUGUUAGGCUGCUGUUACCUGGUAAUGCUUUUUCUCAACAGACUGAUGAUGUACCAGAAUGAGGCUGGGAACAUGGGAGUGGGAUAAAGAUGCAAGGUCACGGAAGUGAAGUAAUACUGAAUCAGGAAUCAGUGAUUUAGGCUUUCUGAUUGUAUAGUGUUGUGCUUGAAAGAUCAGCAAAUUCUCAAUUAAAGUGAAAAAAUAAAACCAAAGAAUAACACAAAGAACUUCAGUGCAACAAACAAACCACGAUAAUGUUGCUAAAAACGAGGCUAUGACUCCUUUAAAGCAACUUAAUUGCCUUUGAAGCUGUAUGUUAUUCUUGGACACCAGCAUAUAGGACAGCAGUAAGGUUUGCAUCCCUCGCCUGGCAGUCAACAGAUGCACAUCCUCAGCUGACACUUCUCUGAAUGUCUGGGGAAACACAAAAAUACCGUCUCAUGUGUUUCACUUUUGAGUUUCAUUCAUGUACCCAAAAAAAUUAAUUGAAGAAAAAAAUCCAGAAGGGUUUAAGUCACAAUAGCCUUUAUAAUCUGAGUGUUGGUGCCUAGAUCAAUCACCUUAAGGCUUAAUACAGCCAUGUUUUAUUACCAGCAUUACCAAAAUAAUAAAACCAACACACAGGUUUAAACCAGUGUAGAUUAAAAAAAAAAAAAAACUGCAGAGGCAAUCCAUUCCACUCCUGCAUUAAACAUUGGCACAGGUGGCCUGGAGGGUCAAACCUGCCACCAUUGCUGCGCAGUUAUACACUUUUGAAUGUUUUUAGUGUUGUGUGGAUGUAUAAAGCUAAUGUACAUGUACAUGCUGUAAAUGGUGGUUCACAUAGCAUGGCUCUGCUUAACAUCCUGGCUUUGUCUGCUAUGCAGUCUAUUUUACUGGCUGUCUUGUUCAGGUAGUAUUUUUAUAUUCUUUGGUUAAUGUAUAAAUGCUAAGCACCUGUAAUUUCCAUGCUUCCUUCCUAAUUUAGUAAUAAAGAUAUGU